Gopherus flavomarginatus (Mexican gopher tortoise) is the source of this 1821-nucleotide messenger RNA. RefSeq names its product C-type lectin domain family 4 member A-like. Gene Ontology annotation, molecular function: carbohydrate binding. The record is from RefSeq and is a predicted model, not a curated record. Gene Ontology annotation, biological process: antifungal innate immune response. Bases 231 to 974 code for a protein of 247 amino acids. Lineage: Eukaryota; Metazoa; Chordata; Testudines; Testudinidae. Gene Ontology annotation, cellular component: external side of plasma membrane. The transcript is spliced from 6 exons.
UUGUCCAAGAGUUGUCUGGGAUAUAUCUCCAUCUCCAGCACCUCCCAGCUCAUCUUAAGGGCUUUCCUCUUCCUGUCUCUCCUCUUCUGACAGAUGGGAGAAGGGGUGGCAGACACUCCAGAUAGAAAGGACUCCAUGACUGGCCUGUGGGUCUAGGGAAUUAAAAGAUCAAUUCUAAAUACAAUAACAAUAUAAAUAUAUAAAGAAGAGGGGUCGGCAACAAUCUCCAAAUGGCAUCAGAGGUUACUUACGCUGAAGUAAAGUUCAAGAAUGCGCCGCCACCAACACCUGCAGAGACCAAAGGGGGGUCUUUGCCUUUAGUACCUCCAGAGAAGAGCACGCCACAGAGUGCACCCCAGAAACCUACCUGGCAAUUCCUGCGGUUGGUCUCAGCACUGUUGCUGUUGCUGUGUGUCUCUCUCCUCAUUGCCCUCAUUGUCACUCUACUCAAGGGAAAUGGAGGCUGUGAAGAGCACAAGGCCCUGCCCCAGAGUUCUGCAGAGUGGCGUUGUGUCCUGGGGAGAGCUGAGGUGAAAGGGCAAGUCUGGACAUGCUGUCCCAUGGGCUGGAAGCACUUCCAGUCCAGCUGCUACUACUUCUCUAGAGACAUCAUGAACUGGGGUGACAGUGAGACAAACUGCACAGGGAUGGGCUCCCACUUGGUGGUGAUCAACACAGGAACUGAGCAGGAUUUCAUUUUCAAUUGGACAAAGACAGCUUUUACGUUUAUCUCAGACGGGAGUUACUAUAUCGGUCUGACAGAUCAGGCAGAGGAAGGCCAGUGGCACUGGGUGGAUCAGACUCCAUAUAAUGAGACUGCAGCAUUCUGGAGACAAAAUGAACCUAGUAAUGGCAACAUGGAGAACUGUGCUGUCAUGCAUAUAGAGACAAAGGCAAAUAGGAAGAAUUGGAAUGAUAUUCCGUGUUCCACUAAAGUAUAUAGAAUUUGUGAAACUGCUGCAACAAGUUUUUGAGGAAAGAAACCCCAUCCAGGAUGUGAAGCCAGAAAGAGAGAGAAGAGAGCCAAUCCCUGGCUAGAGGCAGCUGAGAAAGAGAUCUGAUUGGAAGGUUUGGUUCAGAUGUGGAACUUGUGCUGUAAUUAUGGAGUGGGAGGUUACUGUGUUCAAUGUUUCAAACUCACCCAUACGCACAAAAUAAUUUUGAAAAAAAAAGGUAAAAUGUUCAGAAGUAGAAAAGAGGUAAUUUUCAGCAGAACUCUGUUUAUGAUGUCACAAAGGUGGACUAUGCCAGCACUCAACAUUUCUAGAGGACCUGGGUUGCUAAGGGCAGGGCCCAGCGGCUUUGGCCUUGAAAGAGUUGAAGAGAGAGUUACUAUUCACGAUUUACCCACUCAGUGCUUGUCAUAAACAGAUAGUAGGAGUUAACAGAACAAAAGUACUUUAUAUCUCUUUUGACUGUAAAGGGUUAACAAGUUCAGUGAGUCUGGCUGUCACCUGACCAGAGGGCCAAUCAGGGGACAGGAUACUUUCAAAUCUUGAGGGAGGGAAGUUUUUGUGUGUGCUGUUAGAAUUGUUUUUCUCUCUGGGUUCUGAGAGUGACCAGAUAUGCAACCAGGUUUCUCUCCAAUCUCUCUGAUACAGGCUCUUAUAUGUCCAGAAUAGUGAGUACUAGGUAGAUAAGGCGAGUUAGGCUUAUGUCUGUUUUCUUUAUUUGCAAAUGUGUAUUUGGCUGGAAGGAUUUUAAUUUGUACUUGUAUACUUAGGCUGGGAGGGUAUUCCCAGUGUCUAAAGCUGAAAGACCCUGUAACAUAUUCCAUCUUAAAUUUACAAAGAUAAUUUUUACUGUUUUUUCUUUCUUUAA